AUGAGUCUGCAGAUUUUAAAUGCAGAAAAUGGAGAAAACGGAGGAAACGCCAAUGAUGAUCUAACAGCAGAAGACUGUGGCUUUUUCUUCGCACCACCGGAACCUACAGGGAGACCUUCCAUUCUACGCCUGUCCCAGAAAGAAAACUUGCCACCAAAAAGUGUGGCAAAAGCUAUGAAGGUAACCUUUCAAACUCCUCUAAGAGAUCCUCAGACUCGAAAAAUCUUAAGUCCUACUAUGAUGGACAAACUUGAGACUACUUUCACACUUGAUGAUUGCAGUGAAGCCUUGGCAGAUGAUCUUUUAUCUGCACCCGUCAAUGUUGACAUAUGUCAACAAAAGAUUGAAGCUGAAGCAGGUAAUACAGUGAUAAAUACACAAAUGCCCGAGAAGGUCAGUGCGGCUCCUUACCCGGAUGAUGAGAUGCCAGUGAAGAGUCGAGGUUCCUACAAUCUUGAUUUUGAUAACUUAAAUGACAUCAAUCCCUUUCAAAGUUCAGUGCAGUUGCAGUAUUCUCCUGGAAAUCUGCAAAAGUCUCCUGUAAGAGCAUCUAGCAGCCCUGAGAGAACUUCUGAAAAAAGUAAUGAUUCUCUUCUGGAUGAUACAGCUUCUUUUGCUUCAACCACAGCAAGUACAGAACGCUCAAGUGAAGAGGAGAAGACUCCUUUAUCUGGAAAAGAGUCUGUAUUGAGAGAGCCGGAGUCUAGCAAAUCCAAGCUGUCCCUUAAGCAAGCAAUCAGUGACUCUGUGCAGGAUGUGAAGUCUGCUUCCACAGAUGUGAACCAAACUGAUAAUUCACUGGGAUUAGGAGAAGCUAGUUCUGAUGUAACUAAUUCUUCUAAAUCUGGGGAAUCAAAGCUUCAGAAUGUUUCAGGAGCAGAAAAAGCCUCUGCAGAAGAGUCAAAGCCUGCAGAAGAGCUGGCUAUCUCCAAAGGGGAACAUGCAGAAAAACCUGGUGUCACCAAGGCUGGACCAGUAAAACUGGAAUUUGACUUUGAUAAUACCACUGCUAGAAAGCCACCUCCUAAGAAACUGGGUAAAAGACCUGGAAUUAAGCCACCUUCCAAAAAAACUCCUAUUACCAAAACAAAAACAGAGAAUACUGAAGUGCAAAAUAAAAUUAAUGUGGAAGAUGAAAUCCCUGUUCCCAAAGCAUCUUAUGAGUUUGACUGGGGCAAACUUGAUGAUCCAAACUUUAAUCCAUUUGGAGGAGGCUCUAAAAUUUCCAGCUCACCCAGUUCUAAACCUAGCCCUCAGAAAGUUCACCUGCAAGAGGACCAGGAUAGUAUGUCAUCAAGAAGGGAGCCUCUUCCAACGGAGCAGGAUAACAGACCAAGUACCUGUGAAACUCUUGAGAAAAGAGAACCCAAAAGUCCGGAAAUCGGCAAACAGAGUGUGGUAGAAGACAAGCCAAGAACUCAAGAAGAUAAGCCAGGAGUUCAAGCAGAAGCUGAACUUCCAGGAGAGAUAGCCAUGGAGAAGCAAAUGAGCCCAUCAAAAAUGUCUCCAGCUAAUGUCCCCUCUCAAGAUAAUUUGGUUUCUGCUGACAGUGGAAAAAAGUCAAUGCCUGGAGAAGAAAUUAAACCUAAUUCCCACAGAACUGAAAUAACAGCAGAUGAGCAGACAGCUAACACUGAACCUGAAGAGCUCUUCAGACCAUCAUCAGAAGUUCUAGGAAUGGGCAUAGAAAUAGACUAUCUGGAACAGUUUGGGACUUCAUCAUUCAAAGAGUCUGCCUUGAGGAAACAGUCGCUGUAUUUGAAGUUUGACCCUCUAUUGAGAGACAGUCCGAGAAAACCAAUUUCUGGUACUAUUGAAACAAAUGUGAAUAUCAUGACAGCUCCACUUCAGCGUGGUCCUGUUGCUGAUGUAAGUAAAUUGCUUGAAGAAGCUGAAAAGCCUGCAGUGAGUCUUCAAAAUGAAGAAAAACCAAAAGGACUAGAUCUUCUGGGAACAUUUACAACUUCUGACACAGGUCCCCUAAUUCCAGACUCCCUGACUAAUGAUGUUCCUCCACUCCCUUUUGCUGCUUCCACAAACACUGCAGUGGAUGCUAUUAUAGAUGUGCUAAAAUACAGCCAAAAAGACAUGGAUGCAGCUGUUCAACUGGUUAAGAGAGAGGUUCAAGAGAAACAGUUGGAGACACAGGAAUGGAAAAAUAAGUAUGAUAAGCUUCACAUGGAGUACAAGGAAAUGGGAAAAAUAGUUGCUGAGUUUGAAGGUACAAUAACACAAAUGAUGGAGGAUGCUCAGAAGCAGAAGGAAUUUUCAAAGAAAGAAAUGCAGAGGAUGGUGGAAGAGAAGCAACAAGUCAUUUCAGAUCUGAACUCUAUGGAGAAAUCUUUCUCUGAACUCUUCAAACGAUUUGAAAAACAGAAAGAAGUGCUAGAGGGUUACCGCAAAAAUGAAGAAGCUCUGAAAAAAUGUGCUGAAGAAUACCUGGCUAGAAUUAAAAAAGAGGAGCAGAGAUAUCAGGCACUAAAGGCACAUGCUGAAGAAAAGCUGCAUCAAGCAAAUGAGGAAAUUGCGCAGGUACGAAGCAAAGCUAAAUCGGAGACUGCAGCACUACAAGCUAGUCUCCGCAAAGAACAAAUGAGGAUCCAGUCUUUAGAGAGGAGCCUUGAACAAAAGACUAAAGAAAAUGAUGAACUAACAAAAAUCUGUGAUGACUUGAUCUUGAAGAUGGAAAAAAUUUGAUAGCUUAACUGUCUUGUAAAUAUGUCUAGUCUCCCUGACUUCCUGUCUUGUAUGUUCACUUGCUUCUUUUUAAUUAUGUAUGUGGGGAAAAAAUAAAACUCUUGAUUUGCA
Messenger RNA from Fulmarus glacialis (Northern fulmar), 2808 nucleotides. Its product is annotated as transforming acidic coiled-coil-containing protein 3-like. Gene Ontology annotation, biological process: cell population proliferation; cerebral cortex development; mitotic spindle organization. The record is from RefSeq and is a predicted model, not a curated record. The transcript has 16 exons. Gene Ontology annotation, cellular component: cytoplasm. Lineage: Eukaryota; Metazoa; Chordata; Aves; Procellariiformes; Procellariidae. The coding region runs from base 1 to 2697 and encodes 898 amino acids.